Messenger RNA from Bombyx mori (domestic silkworm), 1630 nucleotides. It is a transcript of the gene Chmp1, whose product is annotated as chromatin modifying protein 1b. Lineage: Eukaryota; Metazoa; Arthropoda; Insecta; Lepidoptera; Bombycidae. The record is from RefSeq and is marked provisional. Gene Ontology annotation, biological process: protein transport; late endosome to vacuole transport; endosome transport via multivesicular body sorting pathway. Gene Ontology annotation, cellular component: ESCRT III complex; multivesicular body.
AUUAUACACUUAUUAUAUUUGAGAUUUAUUUAUGAAUAAUCUGCCUUAAUAACAGUAUUAUCACUUUUUCACGUUUUUCUAAUUCUGUAAUUUACUAGAUAUCAGUUUGUUGGGUAUUAUUACCUAUUUUUUGUGUGUUAAAAGUUCAUAAAAGCCUUCAAACUGGGGAACGAAAUGUCAUCCUCCGCAAUGGAAAAACAUUUAUUUAAUUUAAAAUUUGCUGUGAAGGAGUUAGAACGCAAUUCAAAAAAAUGUGAAAAAGAAGAAAAACUAGAAAAAGAGAAAGCUAAGAAAGCUAUACAGAAAGGUAACAUGGAGGGGGCACGAAUACAUGCAGAGAAUGCGAUUAGGCAGAAGAACCAAGCUCUCAACUACCUAAGGAUGUCAGCGAGAGUUGAUGCUGUUUCUAGCAGAGUUCAAACAGCAUUAACAACUAGAAAGGUUACAAAUUCAAUGGCCGGUGUAGUAAAAGCAAUGGAUGCAGCAAUGAAAUCAAUGAACUUAGAGAAAAUUUCUACACUAAUGGACAAGUUCGAGAGUCAGUUUGAGGAUUUGGAUGUCCAGUCGUCCUACAUGGAGAAUGCGAUGUCACAAACUACGACAACUACAGUUCCCCAAGGAGACGUUGAUAAUUUACUUCAACAGGUUGCAGAUGAAGCUGGGUUGGAGCUAAAUAUGGAACUUCCAUCUGGUGUUCCGAGCACAUCUAUUGGUACCGCAACUGUUGUUUCCCAAGAACAAGACGAACUCACACAGAGACUUGCCAGGUUGAGACAAGCAGAAUAAAUGUGAAUCAGUUUAAUUGGAUCAGAGCUAUUGUAAUACAUGUAAAUGUUCAAACCUUAAAGGUAUGGUUGUUGGUAAUCAAAUUAUAAACAAAUGUUCUCAUAUUCUCUGAAAUAUGGUAUUUUUAAUUAUCAUUUUUCACGGAUAUUUAAUUAAAAUCUGUCAAUGAACAAAUCUAUCUUUUAAACAAUAGCUAGAUCUUUGUGAGAUUGUGUCCAAUUUGCAUGUGUCUUAUAAAAUGCUACUGCUGUAUAGAUUAUAUUAUUCCAUGUAUUAUAAAAUUUAUAAAUAGUAAGUUUUUAAUUUUAUAAACUAAUUCUAUAAAUGAAUAUUUUGUACGAUGAACACAAUGAAUAUUGGAAUUUAUUCCAAGCUCAUUAAUUAGUAUAUAUUAAGAAAAAGUAUGUUACAUUGAUAAUUCACAUUAAUGUCUCUUAAUGUUUCACUUUUUUCCUUAUUCUGUAUUUUUUUUUAUUUGUAUGGAUAAAAGUGAAUUCUCUCAUAAAUAUUUUUGGUUUAACCACAGGUUUUAUUGUUUCUUAAGCCUUGCAUAUCGGUCCCACUAUGCGCAUAGGAAGGGACGUUUAGAUAAGAACAUCUAUUAAAACAGUCAUGGUCUAAGCAUUCAAUCGUAUAUUAUAAAUUAUAAUAAAGGAACUUUCUAAAAUUGUUUAGCUAUGCUUUCGGACGUCCCGCAAAAAAAUAAUGCAUUGUUUUUCAAGAAAAAAGAGAAAAGUUCGAUUUUAUUUGACUUUGGUAACAUCAAUGUUUCAUUUCGUGAUCUAAACGAGGAGGAAUUUAAGAGACACGAUAUAAUUUUUAAAAACCUAUUCUUAUAGUUUUU